AAACUCGCAACACGGUGGUCUCUUCUUCUUCUUUUAUACUCGUAGAAAAAACUGAGGCUGUUAUCUUCCCGCGACUCAUAUCACUCUCUCUAUCUGUCUCCCUCUCUGACUGGAAACUUGUACAUUAAUGGCCUCCAUUUCAACUCUUGGAAUUCCAUUCCAGUCCCCUGGAAGAGCUUCAACAUCCACAAGAUGUUGCAGACCGAUUGCAACUCUAACUUCUCAUCAUCCAGAUGUUUGUAUUAAAAAAUGUGCCGGGGUCAUCGAGAGAAGACAAGUUAUAAUGUUAUCUGUUGGGUUACUGGCCGGAGCAGCUCUGCAGCAUUCUUCUUCAAAUAAAGAUGCUGCAGCUAUGGCAGCCGAAUUCACUGACAUGCCAGCUCUCAGGGGGAAGGAUUAUGGCAAAACAAAAAUGCGGUAUCCGGACUACACAGAAACAGAAUCAGGUCUUCAGUAUAAGGACUUGCGAGCAGGAAAUGGUCCCUUGCCUAAGAUGGGAGAGACAGUUGUAGUCGAUUGGGAUGGUUACACCAUAGGAUACUAUGGUCGCAUAUUUGAAGCUCGAAACAAGACAAAAGGUGGCUCCUUUGAGGGAGAUGACAAGGACUUCUUCAAAUUCAGACUAGGAUCCAGAGAGGUUAUACCUGCUUUUGAAGAAGCUGUUUCAGGAAUGGCUCCUGGUGGCAUUAGAAGUGUGUUUGCAAAUUUCACAGUAUGCUUCACAGCGAUGCAGGAUCAUUGUGCCCCCAGAAUUAGGAUAUCCUGAGAAUGACUACAACAAGAGUGGGCCAAGACCAACAACAUUUUCGGGUCAACGAGCCUUGGAUUUUGUGUUGAGGAACCAAGGGCUGAUAGACAAAACUUUGCUGUUCGAUAUUGAACUCCUUAAAGUGAUCCCAGGCUAACUCCGAGCUGAUUCCCCUGUCAGGGUGUACGUAUUCCACUAUUGCCGUCAAACAUUCGGGUUAGAUUUUGUUCUUUUGGGUAUUGAAAUAGAGGUCAAUAUAUAUAUUACUGUAUAUCCACAUCAAAAUCUGAAAGGAAGUUUUGAAUUUGACCA
Messenger RNA from Populus nigra (black poplar), 1060 nucleotides. RefSeq names its product peptidyl-prolyl cis-trans isomerase FKBP19, chloroplastic. Gene Ontology annotation, molecular function: peptidyl-prolyl cis-trans isomerase activity. Bases 128 to 766 code for a protein of 212 amino acids. The transcript has 10 exons. NCBI's taxonomy places the organism in Eukaryota, Viridiplantae, Streptophyta, Magnoliopsida, Malpighiales, Salicaceae. The record is from RefSeq and is a predicted model, not a curated record. Gene Ontology annotation, cellular component: chloroplast; thylakoid.